AUGAACAGUAAUGGUGAUUCCACCGUAAAAUCGCCCACCGACGACCCCGGCAGCCGCGACGCCCGACUCAAGGAGGAAAGAGCCGCCUCGUCCACUGCCUCGCCGCCCCGGCAGCUCAAGCCGUCGCUCGACGCGCUGCAAAAUGGCGCCAACAACGACCAUGACGACGCCGCAAACGAGUCCGAGGCCGAGACGGUUGUGCUGGACCACAAGGCUGAUGCUGACCGGGCCGAGGCCAAGGUGAUCAAGACGGAGCGCAGCGACGACGACGAUGCAGCACGGCUGUGCUCCGUCAAAGAAGCAGUCAAUGGCCGAAGACACUCGCUCGACAAGCCCAACGGCGCGAAGCCUGGCUCCGAUGCCGACGUCAAAAGCCCUGUACCCACCUCGCCCAGCAGCCGCACCACCUCGCGGCACACCAAAGAGACGAGCCCGACCGACUCGGCCAGAUCGCCCGUACACUCUGCGGCGUCACCUCCACAACCCACAGGGCGCGGCCGCAGCGCGUCUACCGUCGAAUCUCGUAAGCGCAAGCUGCGCGACGAUUCGCAUCCCAAAGGCCUCGAACCGCCGCGGCAAAAGGCCAAAACAGAGGGUAUACGGGAAAUGCGCCAGCCAACGUCACCAGCAACACCAGGACUAGGCCGGCCUCACAAACGUUCGCAAUCGACACAAUCAUUCAUUUCCGGGGCGACCGGCCGCAAGCGCAAGGACAUGACUUCACUGGCAGUGUCAACAGAGCGCAAGCACUGGUCCUCCGACAGCUCCGAAAACUCGUCUUCACCACGGCCCACGCAAACACCAAAUCCGGCCACGCAACCGCGCUCUAGAGGACGCCCUGGUCGUGCCCAGACGUCGCCCGGACGCACAAUGGCACCUCGACGCGUCGACAAAUUCGGCUCAACCCGCCUUGCGAGGGAGAGUGAGAAAGGGAAUCUCGACGCACUACAGGCUGCUUACGACGCAGCACCCGAGGAGAUAGAUGUGCCAGACUUUGCCGGCAUCACUCCAUUACAGAAAGCUUCGCUACACGGUUGGGACGAAGUCGUUGGAUUUCUGAUUAGCAAAGGAUGCCGCACAGACUGUGAAUCGAACGACCGAGAUACGCCGCUUAUUGACGCCGUCGAGAACGGACAUCUGGACGUGGUGAAGAUUUUGCUGAAUGAAGGACAUGUGAACCCGCACCACCAGAACAAGAAGGGACAGCGCGCAAUUGACGUACUGCCCAGCAAGAACGACGUCGACCAUCCCGAAGACGUGGACGGUAUUGAGAAGGAGCUCAGGGCUGCUAUGCGACGCGAGGUCAACACCCCCGCUGCCACCGAGGAGGAGAGCAACGCGACAGUGACACAGACUAAGUCGACUUCGCGGCUGCUGUACAAUGAAUACAAUACCGAAACUUUGGUUGAGAAAGCUGGAGAUGGGGAUAUCUUGGCGGUUGGGGAGCUCAUCAACAGCAACGUCAAGAUCAACAUUGCCUGUGGCGUUGCUGCCUCGCGUGGCGGACAUUAUGACAUUCUCAGUAUUCUUUUGGCAAGUGGACUCAAACCGGACCCUGAUCCCUCGAAACAUAGCGAGACACCCAUGCUCGUGGCUAUCGGCAGAGGUCACUUAAAGAUCGUGAGCCUGUUGUGUGGGAAUGACAACUUCAACCCCACGAGGCGAAACCGAGAUGGGAAGACCUACUGGGAAAUAUCUGAAGAGCGGCGGGGUCCAAAAUGGGAGCAAGAACGAGACAUUCUCAAGAAGGCCUACGAUCUUUAUUCCACGACUCGCAAGAGCCCCAAGAGAGUGAAGAAAGAGCCACCGAACCGUCCUGCCCAAUUGAAGCGGAAGUCGUCGCCAUCAAUACGCCGGGAUCGCUCGUCAUCCCCUCGACCGACUCACAAACCUGCCUCCCUUCAGAAAUCUACAACUGCUCCGCAAGCACCACAAAAGUUGAGGAGGCUGAUGUCUGGUAAAGAGAUGGCAAGCCAGAACGUCAAAAGGCAUAGACGAGUUGUUGACGAUGAGACCAGCGACGAGGACAGCGACGAGGAGGUGCGGGCGCCUGCAAAGAAGUCUACCAAGCCACGUUCAUACAGCGACGGCGAAGAACAUCACAAGUCUCUCAAGCGGGUCAAAGGAGGCGAUGAGCACAAUCCAUCAAAGAAAUUACCGAGAGCCGCCUCUCACGACCACAGCGAUCACGAUCGACCUAAGUCGAAAAUGCACACGAAGGUGGAAAGCGAUCAUAUCAAGAGCAGCCUGGGAACGGACUCUGCGGAUGAGAAGCGAGUUAAGCAGAAGACGAAGCCACGGCCCAUGGAAAAGGACGUACAUAAUAUCAAGAAGCGGCGGGCCUCGAAUGACUCGCUUGAUGAUACGAAAGUAAAGAGAACACCUAGUGCAUCGGCAAAAUCGACGCCUGCACCCCCUGAAAAGGCAGGAACCCCAGACUUGGUUCGCGAACGCCGUCUGGAGGAGCAGAAGCGGGCAGAAAAGCAGGCAGAGGCUAAGAAGAAAGCUGCUGAGGAAGCUGCGCGCAAGCUGGAAGAGGAAGCCGCUCGAGAACGCGAAGAGGAGGCUGCGCGGAAGAAGAAAGCGGAAGAAGAAUCUCGUAAAGCUGCCGAAGAAGAAGCGCGGAAGAAAGCAAAGGCGGAAGAGGAAGCGAGACGUGCCGCAGAAGAAGCAGAAGCCGCUCGCAAACGAGAAGAGGAAGAAGAACAGCGACGUGCAGCAGAAGAAGCGCAACGACAAGAAGAGAUUCUUGCGCGGCAACGGCGGGUCGAAAAGCUUCCUCGCGCGCUGCGUAGAGCGUGUCAACUCGGACACAACCGACCGCUCCAUUUCUCUGGCGAAGAGCUGGGCAUUUCCGCUAUAUUCCUUCCAAUAUUUUACGCAACAUCCGCCGAUCUCCAAGCCGAAACAAGCAACAAGGUGUAUAUACCCUCUUUUCAGGCGGUCGGCAUCCUAGGCCUCCCAGAGCUUGAUCUUGCAAAGCUGCACGAACCUUACUGCUCUUGGCCACGCAUACCUUUCACGCCCAAGCAUCGCGAUCUCCUCCUCCGCCAAUACGACGUUGCACUUCUGGCACAAGACUUCCGCUUUCCUAUGGAAGGCGCGCCGGACUUUGACUACGCACGGAUACAAGAGUCUGUCAAGGAAGCCCGCCAGCAGUUUCUGGAUAUGGAAGGCUUGUAUUGGAUCGAAGAUUCGAUCCUCUUUCCAGAAAUUGAAAAGGUGGAAAGCAUCCAGCCGCUACUGGCGGAGACCAAGGACGUCAAAAGGAGGAGACAAAUUCACCUCGCGGAAGCUCAGACCAUGGCUGUUCCGGAGAAGAAACACAAGCCGAGAAAGAGCUUUAUGGAUAUGGUACUUGCGCAGAACAGGGUAAAUGGCGUGGCGCUGCAGGUCAAUGGGGAUGGAUGA
Molecule: messenger RNA, 3411 nt
Organism: Didymosphaeria variabile
Lineage: Eukaryota; Fungi; Ascomycota; Dothideomycetes; Pleosporales; Didymosphaeriaceae
Exons: 1
Coding region: 1-3411 (1136 amino acids)
Cellular component (GO): nucleoplasm
Molecular function (GO): protein binding
Source: RefSeq, a predicted model, not a curated record